This is a messenger RNA of Seminavis robusta, 1455 nucleotides long. The record is from the annotation of a GenBank genome assembly. NCBI's taxonomy places the organism in Eukaryota, Bacillariophyta, Bacillariophyceae, Naviculales, Naviculaceae.
AUGAGGACUGUGGCAGAAAAUCCUGAGCAGGCUACAUUGGAAAAGCCUGGAAAAGGUUCUGGCAAGGUAGUGUUUGAGGACAAAAUCAACAACACCUUGGAGAACUUGGAACAAUUGGCGAAGUGGAAGGUGGAGGAAGAAGAUUCCGAGGGAGGAAAGUUUGAUGAUGAAGAGUCAUCUUCAAGUGAAAGAAAUGAUGAGCUCCCUAUUGUGAUAACAGUUGCUGUGCCCAGAAAAGGAAUCACUGACCAGGUUGAAAACGAGAAAGAAGACAAGGACUCUGAUGAUGAGGAAGAUAUUAAUCUGCAACCAAGUGAUAGUACUUGCAGCAUUGUGAAUCCUUUUGAUUUGUCAUUGUCUGAUUAUCCAGAGGCCAAAAGCCUGGUUUGGGCCAAUGUCCUGCACAUCAAUUCACGUUUCACAAAGAAAAAGGAUAUUUGGGAGAGAAUUGUUGAUGUAGCUAAUGAAGGUGGGGAUGGUGCAGAACCAACUAGUUUGACUAGUGGUUUAUUAGCAGAGGUGUAUGGGGAGAAUGUAAUCAUUGCAAUGAUUGGCGAAUGGUUGGAUGAAACUGUUUUGCCUGUACUGAAGGCUGAAGCAACCAAAUUGAUCAGAGCCAUUGUUGAGCUUGAUCUGGAGAUUAAAGUACCAAAGGCAACAGCUGUGUUGCAAUCACCUCCAGACAUUGCAGCUGUUGAGGAGUUCAAAAAGGAAGUUCGAAAAGUCAUUGCUGAGGUGGAAGCAGGUCUGGCUUUAGAUGAAAUGAACAACUUGACAGAGCAUGACAGUGAUGAAAAAAGUGACAGAAAAGGCAAUGGUCAGGAUGAUGAUAGUGAAGAUGAAGUCAAUCCCAGAACAAAGGAAAACACAGUCAUGGUAGAAAGCACAAAAACACCACAAAAACAAAGGAAUGUGAAGAAGCCAAGAACCUCUGAACGACCAAGCACAAAAACACCCCAAAAACAAAGCAAUGUGAUGAAGCCAAGAACCUCGGAACGACGCAAGAAUUUCAUUCAACUUCCAAGAAAAGCAAACCCAAACCGAAUCCAAAAUCUUACACAAGUCAUGCAAGUUGUUGGUGAUUACAAAGCAGCAAGAGAACAAUUGAACAAUGGUUGUAAGGGUCCAAGACAUGCUGCAAUGGAGAUUGAGGAGGAGUUACCAAAAUGGGAAGCACAAUUGGCCAAAUUGUGGACGAAAAAGAAUGAAAAGUUAGGCCUGUCAGGCCUGAUGAAUGAUGGCAAACGUCCAAGGAGCAAUAGUGAAGGAAGUGAUGAGCUAAUUAGUUCUUUUGCUAAGAAACCACGAGAAGGUGAAGCCCAAGAGGAAGAAGAAGACAAAACAAAAGAAAACCAAGAAGAAGAAAAGGAGGCCAGGGAAGGUAGUGAAGUUUCGGAGAAGAAUGACCAGCCUGCAGAUAUGAUGCAGGUUGAUGGCAAUGACAAUAUUGAAUGA